Messenger RNA from Ochlerotatus camptorhynchus, 729 nucleotides. RefSeq lists its product as uncharacterized. The transcript has a single exon. The record is from RefSeq and is a predicted model, not a curated record. The coding region runs from base 1 to 729 and encodes 242 amino acids. Lineage: Eukaryota; Metazoa; Arthropoda; Insecta; Diptera; Culicidae. Gene Ontology annotation, biological process: DNA integration. Gene Ontology annotation, molecular function: nucleic acid binding.
AUGGGAGCGCCGUAUCAUCCGGCAACGAAUGGACAAGCGGAGCGGUACGUCCAGACGUUCAAGCAGAAAUUGAAGGCGCUGAAGUGUUCCAAGUCUCAGCUGAACCUGGAACUGUCCAACAUUCUUCUUACCUACCGCAAUAUGAUCCAUCCGUCUACCGGGAAAUCACCGUCAAUGCUCGUAUUCGGUCGACAGAUUCGAUCGAGGAUCGACUUGCUGCUGCCGAAGAAUGAAACUUCAAGCAAGGCUGACAUUGCUGUGCGUCAGUUCUUGGAUGGUGAUCGAGUACGUGUUCGCGAUUUCUUGUCGAGUAACAAAUGGAAAUUUGGCAAGAUCGUCGAGAAGGUUGGAAAGCUUCGUUAUACGGUGCGAUUGGAUGACGGACGAAUCUGGGAGCGUCACAUUGACCAUAUCGUCGGUGUGGGCGCUAAUUUGCGGAGCGAUUCGGUGGACCCUCCAAGGGAGGAGUACAUUGAACUCGACGAACCUACAACUUCGGCUGCUGCGCCAGUGGCCCAAGCUACAGCGAAUCCUGUCGAGGAAGCUACUGGUACUGCACCGGUGGUUCCUUGCGCUACACCUGCUGCUGCGACGAUAAUGUCUACUCCUGGAUCCCAGGAGCGUUCUUCGACUGUCGUGGCCGGUCGGUCUGCUGUGUUGGAUGCUGCUCCGACGACUCUACGACGAUCCAGCCGGGUAAUCGUACCUCCCCAGAGAUUGAAUUUGUAA